Nerophis lumbriciformis (worm pipefish) is the source of this 1323-nucleotide messenger RNA. The record is from RefSeq and is a predicted model, not a curated record. NCBI's taxonomy places the organism in Eukaryota, Metazoa, Chordata, Actinopteri, Syngnathiformes, Syngnathidae.
AUGACUUGCUUGUUAUGCUGGAGCGAAGGAAACAAUGAAAACUGUCAUCGUAUUCGUCACGUUGCUGGUCACUGCUGUAACCAGUUUUUCCAGAUACAGCCAAAGCGGCCGACGAAACCAUCUAUCUCAAGGCGGGGAUCGCUGUUCGAUUCGCGUAGCGGCAAGGUUGCGAACAAUCAGGUCAUUACCAUUGAAGACGAGAAAAUCGUCUCGAUCGGAGACUCCAGCACCAGAAUACCUAACGACGCAAAGGUCAUCGACCUUUCAUCAUCAUUCGUUAUGCCCGGUGUCAUGGACAUGCACACCCACGUCGUCGGAAAUCUGGACAACUACUUCUUUGCGCGCUAUUUCCAGUCACGCCACCGAGCGACGAUUGGUGGUGUGGUCAACGCGGAGAAAACUCUAUUGGCUGGAUUCACCACGAUUCGCAAUGUAGGUGCUGGCGACUACGCCGACGUGGCGUUGCGCAACGCCAUUAACGCAGGCGAAAUUCCUGGCCCGCGUAUGGCAGUGUCAGGGCCAAGCCUUGGUAUUACCGGAGGCCACUGCGAUGACAAUUCGCUCAACUCCUCUUUUAGCGAACGCAGCGAUGGCGUUGCCGAUGGUCCCUGGGCGGCGCGCGUCCAGGUCCGCAAGAACGUGAAGUACGGUGUUGAUCUGACCAAGUUUUGCGCCACGGGCGGCGUCUUUUCCAAAGGCACAAAAGUUGGCAUGACGCAGUACACGCUGGAAGAAAUGCAAGCCAUCGUAGAUGAGUCGCAUACUCACGAGCGACAUGUCGCCGCGCACGCACAUGGUAACGACGGUAUCAAACGGGCGAUUCUGGCUGGCGUCGACUCAAUCGAACACGCAAGCUUUCUGGACGAAGAAGCAGUCCGGAUGGGGAUUGAACGAGGGACAUUUUUUGCCCUGGACAUCUACAACACGGAAUACACUUUGGAACAAGGCGCUGCUAACGGCGUGCCGCAGGAAAAUAUCGACAAGGAAAGACAGGUUGGUACUCGACAGCGAGAGAGUUUCACUAUGGCGGUCAGGAUGGGAGCAAAAGUCGUUUUCGCUACGGACUCCGGGGUUUACCCGCACGGCGACAACGGCAAGCAGUUUGCCCGCGCCGUCCGCUUCGGGAUGACGCCCGCCCAGGCACUGCAGUCGGCGACGUCGGUUUCGGCGGAUCUGUUGGGUUGGGCCGAUCGCGUAGGUGAGAUUUCGCCGGGUAGAUAUGCCGAUAUCAUUGCCGUCGAUGGCAAUCCAUUAGAGGACAUUUCCGAAAUGGAAGAUGUAACUUUUGUGAUGAAAGGCGGCAUCGUUUACAAGGGCGAAUAG